AUGGCUGAACAAGCAAGAUUCGAACCCAUACCAACAAAGAUAAUCGAGUCCGAACAUACAUCCCUUAGCAGUACCGAUUAUACUGGACAUGAAUAUGGAGUCGAACCUGGAGCUCUGUCGCUGUGGCAGGCAGGCAAGAUCUUCGGGAUUGUGAUGGACGUACUUGCCAUAGUCCUCUCUUGCAUGUUCUUUUCCUACGCUCUCGCGGUCAAGACCCACGAGAAGAAGCCAAUGGGUAGCCCACAAGUGAAGCUCCUUGUGAGAUUGUCCAAUCUAGGUCCCACCAUAUACCCAAUCCUUUUCGCCGCUGUUGUUGGUAGAGCUCUCAAAUCUAUCGCAUUCUGGAAGCUCGAGAAAGGCGGGAGGAUCGGAACGCUCGACCGAUUACUUGGUAGUAUUACGAUCUUCCAGACAGUUCUUACACAGAUCCAGAUGAGAACCUGGAGCUUCCUGGGCUUGCUACUUGUAGCAGUCUGGUCACUCUCACCAUUAGGCAGUCAAGCUUCGCUACGCAUCAUCGACACAGCAACACAACCGAGCAAUACCUCAAGGCCACUUCAGUAUGUCAAUACCACUUCAGACUUCUUCAACUUCACAUACGCAGGCGUGCCCGCUGCUUCGCAAUUUGUACCGGUAAACGUCCUUUUUGGAGCAGCAAUGCUGGGAAGCUCGGCUAGUUCGUCAUUCUAUGUCGACAACUGGGGUAAUCUAAAGAUACCCUGGGUCGAGGGUCUGGAUACCAUGACGGCAGACGGAGAUGGGUGGUACCCUGUGAAGGAGCUCAAGUCGACCGAUGAUUUUGCAUCUUUGAUCGGAAUACCGUUGUCCACGAUCACGCUAGCGAACAAUCUGACGACAUCCUUUUCCAUCGAAACAUCUUACUGGACUUUCGCAUGUCCUGUAUUCGAAGACUUGGGUGACGGGGUCAACGCGAGUACUGGUCACUUUGACAACCGUUCGUACGCGGAUUUGACAGCGUCACAGGGGCUGUUCAUAGAUUCCAGUGAGUCAGCAGUUGAGAACACAACAUCUUAUACCGCACAGAAUCUCUAUCUGUACUCGGUGAAUACGCACGAUAAUUCGGAACCUUGGGACUCUCCUGUCAAUACGAGACCGAGACACAUCACCUACAUGGACAACAACAAUGAUCCUGGUCACUGGAUCGCUGCAAACUGUACCAUCAAGACAACGUAUGUCGAAGUAAACGCCUCUUGUUCAUCGGACAAUUGUGCAUUCUACCAAUUCGCCAUCCCUCUCAUCGAGGCCCUUCCGGCGGGGACACUAGGGGAGGCGAGCCCGUAUCAAAAGUUCAUCAUCGAUCCAUCGAAUCCUUUCAACCAAUCUUUUUACAUACCAGCUGUCACGGUUCUAUCGAAUGCAACGUUUGCGCUGCGUCUAGGUCAGCUAUUCAAUACCUUUUGGAUGGCAAUGAUCGCCCCCACUGCGAUACCUAAAGGCCUUCGAAAUUCAAAUCUCACCGCGGACAUAGCAAGACUGAGAAACUCAUCGUUGCUCACUGCCACGGCUACUGAGACGAGAGACAAUUUGGUCUUGAGAUGUAAUCUGGUCUGGUUCGUGAUACUUCUGGUAUCAUCCGCCAUCACGGCCGUUAUAGGUCUUUGUGGGCUGAUAGCAACUAUCUGCCGUCUUGGACCAGAUAUUGGGUUCAACAUCUCAUCGCUGGUCAAAGACAGCUCAUUUGAAGACCAAGUGUUCGUGCCAACUACGCUUGGUAGUACGGACAGGUCCAUACUGAUGAAAGACUGGUAUGCCAAGUUGGGAGAUACAGCGUCUGAGGAGGAGGCUGGAUAUAUUGCUAUAGGCAGCGGUAAUGUGGCAGAUCUGCAGCGUGGACGUUUGUAUAGGUGA
Aureobasidium namibiae CBS 147.97 is the source of this 1869-nucleotide messenger RNA. RefSeq lists its product as uncharacterized. NCBI's taxonomy places the organism in Eukaryota, Fungi, Ascomycota, Dothideomycetes, Dothideales, Saccotheciaceae. Bases 1 to 1869 code for a protein of 622 amino acids. The record is from RefSeq and is a predicted model, not a curated record. The transcript has 3 exons.